This is a messenger RNA of Lipotes vexillifer (Yangtze River dolphin), 1248 nucleotides long. It is a transcript of the gene GLB1L2, whose product is annotated as galactosidase beta 1 like 2. The transcript is spliced from 13 exons. Lineage: Eukaryota; Metazoa; Chordata; Mammalia; Artiodactyla; Lipotidae. Gene Ontology annotation, biological process: carbohydrate metabolic process. Gene Ontology annotation, molecular function: hydrolase activity, hydrolyzing O-glycosyl compounds. The record is from RefSeq and is a predicted model, not a curated record.
AUGUCUCCUGCUGUCAGAGGAACUAAACUCUGGUUGGAGGUAGAAGAUGGUGUCAAGAUUCGUUUAUUUGCAGUGCUAGCCACCAUCAACUUACAGUCACAAAACGAGCUGCAGUUUUUAACCACCUUUCUGCUGAGUGUCCAGGGCGUCCAGCCCAGCAUGGUGAUGGAGUGCUGGACGGGCUGGUUUGACUCGUGGGGCGGUCCCCACAGCAUCCUGGAUUCCACAGAGGCUUUGAAAACCGUGUCCGCCUUCAUCAGCGCUGGCUCAGCCAUCAACCUGUACACGCUCCACGGCGGCACCAACUUUGGCUUCAUCAAUGGAGCCGUGCACUUCCAGAACUACAAGUCCGAUGUCACCAGCUACGACUAUGACGCGGUGCUGACGGAGGCCUGGGAUUACACGGCCAAGUACACAGGGCUCCGGGAGUUCUUCGGCUCUGUCUCAGGGGCCCCGCUUCCUGUCCCACCUGGCCUUCCCAAGACUGCGUAUGAGCCAGUGAUGCCAGCUUUAUACCUGUCCCUGUGGGACGCCCUGCCCUACCUGGAGGAGCUGGUCACCUCGGAGAAGCCCUUCAACAUGGAGAACCUCCCGAUAAGUGGGGGAAACAGGCAGUCUUUUGGGUACACACUGUACGAGACCACCAUCACCUCUUCUGACAUCCUCAGUGCCGAUGUGCGGGACCAGGGACAGGUUGUUGUGAACACGGUCUCCAUGGGGUUCCUGGACUAUAAGAGCGAGAAGAUUGUCAUCCCCUUGAUCCAGGGGUUCACGAUGCUGAGGAUCUUGGUGGAGAAUCGCGGGCGAGUCAACUACGGGACUCAUAUUGACAACCAGCGCAAAGGUGGGUUUAAUCGGAAAUAGCUGAAUGAUUCUCCCCUGAAAAAGUUCAAAAUCUACAGCCUGGACAUGAAGAGCUUCUUCCAUAGGUUCCAUGCAGAGAAGUGGAACCCUGUCCCUGACGUGCCCGUGUUCCCUGCUUUCUUCUUGGGGCCGCUGUUGGUCUCCUUCCCCUGUGACACCUUUGUGAAGCUGGAGCUCAGGGGCUGGGAGAAGGGGGUUGUGUUCAUCAACGGCCAAAACCUUGGACGCUACUGGAACAUCGGGCCCCAGGAGACCCUCUACCUCCCAGGUGCCUGGUUGGACCAAGGCCUCAACCAGGUCAUUGUCUUCGAGGAGACGAUGGCGGGUCCGGUGAUACAGUUCACGGAAAUGCCCUACCUGGGCCGGCACAAGUACCUGAACUGA